Messenger RNA from Lotus japonicus, 2436 nucleotides. Its product is annotated as zinc finger protein GAI-ASSOCIATED FACTOR 1-like. Lineage: Eukaryota; Viridiplantae; Streptophyta; Magnoliopsida; Fabales; Fabaceae. Gene Ontology annotation, cellular component: nucleus. Gene Ontology annotation, molecular function: DNA-binding transcription factor activity. Bases 431 to 1933 code for a protein of 500 amino acids. The transcript has 4 exons. The record is from RefSeq and is a predicted model, not a curated record.
UUAUUGCCAUGCGACUUUCCCAUUUAGCACCUCAUUUGCAUAGCCUCUGCUUCUACAACCUUUUAUUUUCUUUUCUCACUAGGGUGCUGCCACCUCACCCACGACGAAGAGAAAUCUCUUUAAUCUUUGUUGUUGUUCACUAGAUCAAAGUUCAGUUGCCGGCAACAAGUUUUGUAUUUUUUUCUUUGUUCUGAGGUAGUAGUAGUAGUAGUAUUGGGUAUAAUCAUUUGAGUUCUUUGGGUCAGAGACCCCAUCAUCAGAGCUGGUAGGUGGUGGUAUAAAAACACUUGCACCAGGGUUGACUGGCAGCUAGAUAUAUACAAAACAAAACAGGAAGAGUAGUAGAAACCCUAGAAAUUCACAAAUCCCAAAUUAGAAACAAGAUUUUGCAACCUUGGAAUUGGAAGAAUUUCUAGGUUGUUCUGUUCCCAUGCCUGUUGAUUUGGAUAACGUUUCCACUGCUUCAGGGGAAGCUAGUGUCUCUUCCUCUGGCAAUCAGAUAGUACCACCACCAAAAGCAGCCACCACCACCACCGCCAAGAAGAAGCGAAACCUCCCCGGAAUGCCAGAUCCAGAUGCAGAGGUGAUUGCUCUGUCACCGAAGACCCUGAUGGCGACGAACAGAUUUGUAUGUGAAAUAUGCAACAAGGGGUUUCAGAGGGAUCAGAAUCUUCAGCUCCAUCGACGGGGGCACAAUCUGCCAUGGAAGCUGAGGCAGAGGUCAAGCAAGGAGGUGAGGAAGAGGGUGUAUGUUUGUCCUGAACCGACGUGUGUUCAUCACGAUCCUUCUAGAGCUUUGGGUGAUCUCACGGGGAUUAAGAAGCAUUUCUGCAGAAAACAUGGCGAGAAGAAGUGGAAAUGUGACAAGUGCUCUAAGAAAUAUGCGGUUCAAUCGGAUUGGAAAGCUCACUCCAAGAUUUGCGGUACCAGAGAGUAUAAAUGCGAUUGUGGAACUUUGUUUUCAAGGAGGGAUAGCUUCAUCACGCAUAGGGCGUUUUGUGAUGCGUUAGCAGAGGAAAGUGCAAGAUCUCAUCCUCAAUCUGCUGCAAAGGGUAGUCCAGAAUCAGAAUCCAAAGCUGCAACCGGCGAUUCAGCACCUUCUGUGCCGGCGGCGCCACUGGAUAACAUUGUUGUCUUAUCUACUCUGCAGACUCAGAAUACAGAAUUGCCAGAAAAUUCCCCACAAAUUAUAGAGGAACCACCAGCCAAUACGGCUAUUAAUGGGAGCUGCAGCACCAGCACUAGCACCAGCUCAACUAGCAAUAACAACAGCAAUGGUGGUGCUAGCAGCAGUGUAUUUGCGAGCUUGUUUGCUUCAUCAACCCCAUCACAAAACCUUCAAUCUCAAACUCCAGCAUUCAGUGACCUAAUUAGAGCCAUGGGGCCUCCAGCAGACCUCUCAGGGCCUUCAUCUGCCGAGUCUAUCUCCCUGUGCCUUGGAUCAUCCAUUUUUGCAACCGGAGGGCAGGAGCGGCGUCAAUAUGCCCCUCCACCGCAGCCGGCCAUGUCCGCCACUGCAUUGCUGCAGAAAGCUGCUCAAAUGGGUGCAGCCGCAACAAAUGCCUCUUUGCUUCGUGGCUUAGGCAUAGUGUCAUCUUCAGCUUCAUCCUCACCGGGUCAACAAGAUAGUUUGCAAUGGGGUCAAAGGCCGGUCGAACCGGAGAAUUCCACCGUUCCUUCCGGGCUCGGGCUCAGUCUUCCUUACGAUGGCGACUCUGGACUGAAGGAGUUGAUGAUGGGCACUCCCUCCAUGUUUGUUCCAAAGCAGACCACCCUCGAUUUUCUCGGGUUGGGGAUGGCUGUUGGGGGCACCCCUGGUGGAGGCUUAUCAGCACUGAUGACUUCUAUUGGUGGCGGUCUAGAUGUUACGUCUGCAGCAGCAUCCUUUGGUAAUGGAGAAUUCUCUGGCAAAGAUAUUGGGGGCAACACUUGAAUGCAAAGACUAUAUUUUUCAGGGCAAGAAAGUUCUGAUUGUACAGAGUUGUAUGGUCUUUGCACAUUGUGAAGUUGCAAUUCAGAUUAAUAAGAUAUAGUGUGCUCCUAUGGAGCCAGUGCAACAAGCUAUGUGCAAAUGGGUCGUUUCGGAUCAUCUCUGAUGCCUGCAGAAAAAGGCCCAGAAAGCCUUCAUUUCAUCAAGAGUAAUGGCACUAGUUAUAAUUGGUCUGGACCAGUGUUUUUGAUGAAUUAAGGUGUUGUGCAGAAAGAUGUGGGCAUGAAUGUCAAUGGUAAUAGCGACAAUGGCGAUUUCGACACCUACUGUGUUCGAUGAAGCUGUGAAUUCUGGUGUGGGAUGAUUUGGUUGGUACAAAGCUGUAGCCUGUAGCCAUAAAUCAGGAAACAUUGAUGUUGUUCUCAACUUCUCUUACACUGUUGAUUUAUUAUCACAAGGUGAUAUUUAGCAGUGAAUGGUUGGUUGAAUUAAUAUUAUUAUUAUCA